Molecule: messenger RNA, 1482 nt
Organism: Zymoseptoria tritici IPO323
Lineage: Eukaryota; Fungi; Ascomycota; Dothideomycetes; Mycosphaerellales; Mycosphaerellaceae
Exons: 2
Coding region: 1-1482 (493 amino acids)
Source: RefSeq, a predicted model, not a curated record
AUGCCAUAUCUGAACCGCAGGGGAGCCGGUCGCCUUCUCAGGACAGUUGGUGGUCGAGAGCACGCCACGGAAAAGGACCACGAACCGGAUGACUGCAUGAGAGACGGAUCUCACAGUACCGAAGCGCCCAUGCCGACACCUCCGGACAGCGCUCGAAGCUCUCGACCGAAGAGAAAGAACGGCAGCGCGCCGCUGAAGCCGGCGAAGGUGGAAGUGGAAGACGAUGAGCGGGAACCGGAGAGCUCGAGUAGUGAAGUUGAGAGUGACAAAUCAGGUGCAAGAGGAGGAUCUACAUCGGGGUUCAGGAAAGCGGCCACAAUCGACUUUACAGAGCCGGUGGAAGAGAGCAGAAGUUCGUUUCGAAUACCCAAAAAUGUGCUGCCACCGCAGAGUCCGGAGAGGAAGCUAUGGAGUGACAAAGAGCUGGAUGAAGGUCAGAGUGAAAGUGAACCCGAGCUCUUCGGGGAAAUCAAGAGGAAGAAGUCUAAGAGACCGAGACUUGAACGACCAGAUAACAUUCACGCCAAGCCAGCGAAAGGAAAGGUCGAGCCGCUCGUGAAGAAGAAGCAGACAUUCGGCAAUCGAGGGCGCACCGAAAGAGAGAAAGAGCAAGCCAAGAAGAAAGACUUCGUAAAGCCGAAGACCAUCCUUGAGCCGGCUGAAACGAAGGCGAGAUUCGUCAGGCACGAUGUGCCGGCGAGGCAAUUCGGCGCCAUCAUCUCUUCGCAGACCUCUGCGGGAGACUUUCAGACAACAGGCGGCGCAGCUGGCGAUCGGCAAGCAGAGUCCUCGUCUCCGCUGAGCUCAUUGGAAGCGUCACCUGAACCCGACUCUCUUACCUUUGAUUGCGAGACUUGCACUCGACCUGUGAACAAGCUGCUUCGUGAGGAGUACGAGGAUGAGUACGUUAAAGGACGGCAAUGGACGAUGAAGCGGCAAGAACAGUUUUGCGAAUGGCAUCGUAAACAGACGGCGCAUGAGAUGUGGAAGGACAGAGGAUAUCCUGCGAUCGACUGGACUGGUCUGGCAAAGCGAAUGAGGAAGCAUGACUCGUUCUUAAUAGACGUGCUUAACGAUGAGGCUAUCUCGCAUUACCGCAGCAAUUUCAAAAAGCAGUCGAGGUCGAAGGGAAUGAAAGGUGGUUUCAAGGGUAAUGCGAAGCCCGGUGCUUCGGUUGGCUACUACGGUCCGAAGGGCGAGAAGAUGAUCGACCACAUUAUCCAACAGCUCUCGACCAACAUCCGCGAACGAGCCACCAAAGACCAGCUCGUCGCGACCUCUGGCUUCCAGGGCGGUGUCUCGGGAUUCGUGCAGGCUGUUCUCGUCCCUCACCUCGCAGAACUGCUCGUCAAGGAUGAUAUGAAACUUGCCGGAGACUGGGAAGUAAAGGCGCGGGAGAUCAUCUCGGAUAGUGUUGAGGUGGGCGAGCUGAUGCAUCCUGAGGUGGAAGAUCUUAUCGUCGAGGUCGAGUAUGACGAGUGA